UUUUCUCUUACUUUGUUCUCUCUCUCUCUCCCUCUCUCAAGAAAAUCGGUGGGAAAGUGCGAGAAAGCGCGAGAAAAUCUUCUCAGUUUAUGAACUCUCCAUUCGGCGGACUCGGAUCACCGGCCUCGAAUGCUAUUGAAGUUAACAAGGAUCGCAAAAUGCAAUCUGCCGAACAGUUGGUGCUCGAUCUCAGCAACCCUGAUCUCCGUGAAAACGCCCUUCUCGAGCUCUCCAAGAAGAGAGAAUUAUUUCAAGAUUUGGCUCCACUGUUGUGGAACUCUUUUGGUACUAUUGCUGCACUCUUGCAGGAGAUAGUUUCCAUAUACCCCGUCUUAUCACCACCAAACCUUACCCCAGCACAAUCGAACCGUGUCUGCAAUGCACUUGCCCUCCUUCAGUGUGUGGCCUCUCACCCAGACACAAGAAUGUUGUUCCUCAAUGCCCACAUUCCCUUAUAUCUGUACCCUUUUCUUAAUACAACAAGCAAAUCAAGGCCAUUUGAAUACUUAAGGCUUACUUCCUUGGGCGUCAUUGGUGCUUUGGUGAAGGUUGAUGAUACAGAGGUUAUCAGCUUCCUUCUCUCAACAGAAAUAAUUCCGCUGUGCCUAAGGACAAUGGAGAUGGGCAGUGAACUAUCAAAAACAGUUGCAACAUUCAUUGUUCAAAAAAUUUUGUUGGAUGAUGUGGGCUUGGAUUAUAUAUGUACCACAGCAGAGCGGUUUUUUGCUGUAGGUCGAGUUUUGGGGAAUAUGGUGGCAGCACUUGCUGAACAACCCUCAUCACGGCUGCUAAAACAUAUUAUUCGUUGUUAUCUUCGACUAUCUGAUAACCCAAGGGCUUGCGAUGCAUUACGAAGUUGUCUGCCAGACAUGCUUAGGGAUGCCACCUUUAGUACAUGCCUUCGUGAAGAUCCGACAACGAGAAGGUGGCUACAGCAAUUGCUUUACAAUGUCCAGGGACCUCGGGUCGGGUUACAGGCUGGAGGAGGAUUCGAACAUAUGCUGGUGAACUAAACCGACUGACAUCUGGUGCUUUUGGAUUUUUGCCUUCUGUUGUUACUUCUACAAGCAAGAGUACUGUGUAUGUGAAUGUGAAUUUUCAGUUAUCUUUAUCUCUACCCUACCUUUUUAUCACAAAUUCUGUAGUAAUUACAUGUAUGAAGGAAUAGACUUGGGACUAACAGAACAAACCCAUGUCUUGCCCUUUGUCUGGUUUAUUUAUACCAAAACCCAACUGUUGCUUUUA
Camellia sinensis is the source of this 1245-nucleotide messenger RNA. NCBI's taxonomy places the organism in Eukaryota, Viridiplantae, Streptophyta, Magnoliopsida, Ericales, Theaceae. The record is from RefSeq and is a predicted model, not a curated record.